AUGAAUGAUAAAAGUAUUGACAAAAACUUUGUGACAAAAACAACUUUAAUUAAUAAAAAUAAUAUUGAAUUCAAUACACAAUCAGCCAAUGAGUAUUAUCACACUAGUAGUAGUAGUAGUGAUUAUAGUAAUUGCAAUACUAGUAACACUAUUAUUAGCAGUGAUUACAAUAGUAAUAGUAAUAAUAAUAAUAGAGACAAAAAUAGAAAUAUUGAAACACUAUUAAGUGAUUCGCCAUUACAUCGACUCAUACCAUAUGCGAGAAUGAAUUCAAAAGAUAAAAAGUUAUUAAUUGAUAAUAAUUUGUUAGUAAUUAACGGAAAGUUUAGUAAAUAUGAAUUGGAAAUAUUGACAAAAAAUUGGCAAAAAUUUUGUGAUGACUAUGAAUGCGAUGAAGACAUGAAAACACGUUUAUUAGGAUUUUUUGCUUUCAGCGAUAGGUAUAGCAAACCGGAAAGAAAAACGUUUCGCUAUUUUAUGAGAAGCUCACAGUUUUUGUUACGACUGGCCAAUGGUUUGCCUAAUCGUUCAAUACAUGAAAUCUAUUAUACAGCCCGACGUAAGUUCAAUACAUUGAAACGGAUUAGUCAGUUGUCAGAUGCCGACAAAAUUGAUGUCAAUCGGUUGCCAUUAGUUUAUGGGAGAAAAUGGGCUAAAAUUGCCGAAAAAUAUCAAUGUAAUCCUUCAUCGUUGUCCACAUAUUAUAUAACAUAUUACGAUUCAAAUGGCGAACCGUAUUAUAGGGGAAAGUGGACACCGGAUGAAGACCGGCGACUAUUGGCUGCAAUGAGACGAGUGCUGAAUACCGAUGAUCUCAGACAACAUAUAUUCACCAAAAAUAUUCCGUACAAACAGAUCAGGGAUUUGGCAGAAAUCAAUAGGAGUGAGAUUAUUGUCGCUAAUCGAUGGUAUACUAACUUGCGUUGGUUUAUAGCACAAUGGGAUCAAUUGGAGGACCAGUGGACACACAAAGAUAGCGCACGACUUGUUUAUUGUUUGUUUAGAUAUAACUUUACCGACGAGUCGGACAUCGAUUGGGAUGUAAUUAAGGAAAAGUUUGCAAACAUUUCGUCUUUCAACGCAUUGAUGAGAAACUGGCGUUUAAUUAAACAAACGGUUCCCACAUUUGAGUCGAAAUCUUAUAAACAAAUCAUUGAUUUUCUUUACGAUAAUCUUUUGCCACAAUAUCUCAAUCCAGACGACGACGGCUUAAAAGAGUUUGAAAUAUUUUUUGAUAAUUAA
Messenger RNA from Oppia nitens, 1242 nucleotides. Its product is annotated as cyclin-D-binding Myb-like transcription factor 1. The coding region runs from base 1 to 1242 and encodes 413 amino acids. Gene Ontology annotation, cellular component: nucleus. The transcript has a single exon. Gene Ontology annotation, biological process: regulation of transcription by RNA polymerase II. Gene Ontology annotation, molecular function: RNA polymerase II cis-regulatory region sequence-specific DNA binding; DNA-binding transcription factor activity, RNA polymerase II-specific. The record is from RefSeq and is a predicted model, not a curated record. Lineage: Eukaryota; Metazoa; Arthropoda; Arachnida; Sarcoptiformes; Oppiidae.